GCGGAGGGAAACCAGCAGCCGGAGCGACCCGCCGCCCUGCGAGCAGGCUUGCCCGGGACUCAACUUUCCCCGCGCCGGGCACCGGUCAUGAGCGGAGGGCAAAUUAAUUAUAUUUAUGGAAUAAACGAAGCAAUUAUUGAUGAGCGAAAUAAUAGACAAGAAGACAGGCAGACUGGAACGGAUCAGCUGCCGGGGGGGCCAGUCGCUGAACUGGAAGCAUGGAAGAGGGGAUUAAUGGAAAGAUGAACCAGGCCCAUGUCCUCUUUGACCGAUUUGUCCAGGCUUCCACCUGCAAAGGGACUUUGAAAGCCUUUCAGGAACUCUGUGAUUAUUUGGAGCUGAAGCCCAAGGAUUAUCGUACGUUCUACCACAAGCUCAAAUCCAAGCUCAGUUACUGGAAAGCAAAAGCUCUUUGGGCUAAGUUGGACAAGAGAGGCUGCCACAAAGACUAUAAGAAGGGGAAAGUAUGCACCAACGCAAAGUGUCUCAUAAUUGGGGCUGGACCCUGUGGCCUUCGAACAGCCAUUGAUCUCUCCUUUUUAGGAGCAAAGGUGGUGGUGAUAGAAAAGCGUGAUGCCUUCUCCCGCAACAAUGUUCUCCAUCUGUGGCCGUUCACCAUUCAUGACUUGAGAAGCCUUGGCGCCAAAAAGUUCUAUGGCAAAUUCUGUGCAGGAGCCAUUGACCAUAUCAGUAUUCGUCAGCUUCAGCUGAUACUCUUGAAGGUCUCCUUAAUCCUUGGUGUUGAGAUCCAUGUCAACGUAGAAUUUCAGGGUCUUCUCUGUCCUCCUGAGGACCAGGAGAAUGAGAGGAUAGGUUGGCGUGCACAAGUCUAUCCAAAAACACAUCCUGUAUCAGAAUACGAGUUUGAUGUGAUAAUUGGAGGGGAUGGAAGGCGAAAUACUUUGGAAGGGUUUCGUCGAAAAGAGUUUCGUGGGAAGCUGGCAAUUGCCAUCACGGCAAACUUCAUCAACCGGAAUACCACAGCUGAAGCCAAGGUUGAAGAGAUCAGUGGCGUGGCGUUCAUUUUCAACCAGAAGUUCUUCCAGGAUCUUCGAGAAGCAACUGGUAUUGAUCUGGAAAACAUUGUCUACUACAAAGAUGAUACCCACUAUUUUGUCAUGACUGCCAAAAAGCAGAGCUUGCUGGACAAAGGAGUCAUAUUACAUGACUAUGCGGACACAGAACUAUUAUUGUCACGAGAGAAUGUGGACCAAGAGGCUCUGCUCAGCUAUGCCAGAGAAGCUGCUGACUUCUCAACUAAUCAGCAGCUGCCAUCGCUGGACUUUGCCAUCAACCACUAUGGACAGCCUGAUGUUGCAAUGUUUGACUUUACAUGCAUGUAUGCGUCAGAGAAUGCAGCCAUGGUCCGAGAAGUGAAUGGCCAUCAGUUACUUGUGGCACUGGUUGGGGACAGUUUGUUAGAGCCAUUUUGGCCAAUGGGCACCGGAAUAGCCAGGGGCUUUCUUGCUGCCAUGGACUCCGCCUGGAUGGUACGAAGCUGGUCCUUAGGAAUAAGUCCUUUGGAGGUCCUUGCAGAAAGAGAGAGCAUCUAUAGGUUGUUGCCUCAAACUACACCGGAGAACGUCAGCAAGAACUUCAGCCAAUACAGCAUUGAUCCUGUCACUCGGUACCCCAACAUCAAUGUCAAUUUCCUAAGGCCAAGCCAGGUACGCCAUUUGUAUGAUACAGGAGACUUGAGGGAUAUUCAUCUGGAGAUAGAAAAUUUGGUGAACUCUAGGACACCAAAGUUAUCACGGAAUGAAUCUGUGGCCCGUUCUAGCAAACUUCUGGGCUGGUGUCAGAGGCAGACAGAUGGAUAUGCUGGUGUGAACAUAACAGACCUUACAAUGUCAUGGAAGAGUGGCCUAGCGCUGUGUGCUAUUAUUCAUCGAUUUCGUCCAGACCUGAUAGAUUUUGAUUCUCUAGAUGAACACAAUGUAGAGAAGAAUAAUCAGCUGGCAUUUGACAUUGCUGAGAAGGAGCUUGGAAUCUCUCCCAUUAUGACUGGCAGAGAUAUGGCAUCAGUUGGUGAACCAGACAAGCUGUCCAUGGUUAUGUAUCUCACCCAGUUUUAUGAGAUGUUCAAGGACUCUCUUCCUUCCAAUGAUAAUCUGGAACUGAAUGCAGAAGAAAAAGCUGCUUUAAUUGCUAACACUAAAUCUCCGAUCUCCUUCUUCAGCAAGUUGGGACAGAGCAUUUCACGGAAACGGACACCAAAGGAUAAAAAGGAGAAAGAUUUGGAUGGUUCAGGAAAGAGGAGGAAAACAAGCCAAUCAGAAGAUGAGGACACUUCCAGAAGCUGCCGUGAAGACAGGCCCACUCUUGUAAGUGCUCUGACAGAGAGAAGAAUUGAUGCUGCUAUCGGGAACCAGAAUAAAGUGAAGUCCAUGGCAACCCAGCUGCUAGCCAAAUUUGAGGAGAAUGCCCCUGUACAGUCCACCGGCAUCCGGAGACAGCCUUAUCAAGACCGUGCUCUCAGCCAUCCCACCUAUCGACAGCGAGAGCAGGGCCGCCAUGCCCCAAUACCUCAGUGGAAACAGAUGAGGAAAAAGGAGCGUUGUCGGACCUGCCCCAAAAAAGUGAUCAUGCUCUCUUCUUCCUCCAUUUGCACUUCCUCUCCAUCGUACCCCAGUCAGCAGACCAUCAGAGACCUUCAGGCAGAUGCACCUGGAGAACAGAGUCCCAGCCAUCGAUGGAGGCCUCAUCAGUUCUUUUCAGAUGACCAUAUGGCAGAGCAUACCCUCACCAUUGAACAGAGGGCAAGCCAGCUGGCUGCCCUCCUGGAGCAGAGGCCAGCAACCAGGCACCAGCCAGAGACUGAGCGAGCUCGUCGAUCGGUUGUCGAGCAGUGGGAGCUCUCCCGUAGCCUCCGCUCUUCCAGUCGCCCUGCUUCUCCCUCGUCUGAUUCCCUCAGACAGAAGUAUAUAAAGAUGUAUACAGGAGGCGUGAGCUCAUUGGCUGAGCAGAUAGCCAAUCAGCUUCAAAGGAAAGACCAGCCCAAAACCCUUCUAGACAAGAAGGAACUGGGUUCAUUAAAAAAAGAAUUCCCCCCCAACGUUGGAGGCAGUGAUGUCUGUUACUUCUGCCACAAACGGGUCUACGUGAUGGAGAGGCUCAGCGCUGAAGGCAAAUUCUUUCACCGCAGCUGCUUUAAAUGUGAAUACUGUGCCACCACUCUGCGCUUGUCUUCAUAUGCCUAUGAUUUGGUGGACGGAAAAUUCUACUGCAAACCCCACUACUGUUACAGGCUUUCAGGUUAUGCCCAAAGGAAGAGACCAGCAGUGGGUCCUCUGUCAGGAAAGGACAACAAAGGGAUUGUACAGGACAGCAUGGCAGCUGAUGGUGCAGGGCGUGCAAAUUCCAUCUCAGCGUCGUCCGAAAAGACCCCAGCUCCCAAUGUAAAUGGCCUAGAGGAACCCAGUCUUGCCAAGAGACUGCGUGGCACACCGGAACGGAUUGAAUUGGAGAACUAUCGCCUCUCGGUGCAACGGGAAGAAGACUUGGAAGAAGUGCCAGAGGAGACAUUGGCGGAACACAACCUCAGCAGCGUGCUAGACAAAGGAACAGAAGAGGAUGUACCCAGCAGUAGUUCAGAAUCUGAGAUGGAGGAGGAGGAAGAGGAGGAGGAGGAGACAGCAGAGCAGCCCAGGCAACCUACCUCUGAUCUGGGUGGUGUUCCUUGGAAAGAGGCUGUGCGAAUACAUGCCAUGUUGAAGGGGAAGAGUGAGGAGGAGCUGGAGGCUGAGAAAAACCAUGAUAAUGAAGAAGGGGAGGAAGAAGAGGAGGAGGAGGAAGAGGAGGAGGAAGAAGAAGUCUCUAGUGAAGCUGGAAACCUGAGGCUGCAGCAGAUAGUAAAUCCUAUUGAUCCCCUGGAGAUCUUGGCAGAUGUGCAUUGGACACACAUCCGUCAGAAAGAGGAGGAGGAAAAAGUGGGUCCUACUUCUAAGUCCUCUACCUCAAGAGCAUCUGACCUUCCCUCCAUCCGCCACGAGGCAGUGCAGGCAUGGCUGGAUGCAGUCCCAGGAGCCCUGUGUGAAGAGAAUGAGGAUGAAGAUGAAGUGGGUACUGAGCCUGCAGAAGCUAUUGAAGAUGGGGACACCGGGGCAGAGUUGGAUGACGAUGACAUCCCUUCUGAUGCAGAGGCAGAGUGUCCCAUCCAUCAAGAAGAAGAAGAAGAAGAAGAACUGAAAGUCUCUGAACUCAAGGAAGCAGAAACAGCCACCCCUUUUGUUACAAUGGAAGAUCCCUGUAAUCCUUGUCUUCCAGUCCAAUCACCAUGUGAAAGGACUGAUCCUGUUUCUCCAGUUUGUAACCACAAGGAAGAAGAAAAAGAGGAACCUCUUACAACAGUAUCGUACAGAGAAAGAUCUUCAGAUAUCCAUUUUUUCCCUGAGCCUUUCCUCCCAGAAGAAGAAAAAGAAGGCAGGAUCCUUGAUGAUCAAAAAGCCCAAAGUCCAUCAGCAUCAAUUUCACCAAUACGGUCACAGCCUGUUGCACUGCCUGAAGCCAUCACACCAAUAUCACCUGUGAAGCCACAAUCAACAGUACCCACGGAACCAACUUUGCCACCUCUUGCUCCCCUGCCUAUUUGUUCACAGCCUUUACCCACUGCUGAAGCCUCCAUUCCAUCUCCAGCAGAGCCACCAGUGUGUUUUCAGCCAAGCCCAGCUUUUACUUCUACUCCUUUGGCCAAACUUGCUCUAAAAAGUAAAGAUGGACAGAUAGAAAAACUGGGAAGUCCCACCACAACAGAAGAAACUUUAAAAAGGAAUAAUCUUGUAGAGGAAUUCUGGAUGAAGAGUGCUGAAAUUCGAAGGAGUUUAGGUCUCACCCCAGUCAACAGAAGCAGAGGAUCGGAACCAAACUUCACCUUCUCACCCCUUGAAUCUGCUCCUUUCAAAUCAUAUGGUUCUGAUGUGGGUUCAGAAGAAAAGGAAAUCCAUCCUGUAAAACCAACAAAGGUGGUCACACCAAAGUUGGAUAAGGAGCAGUUUUCUUUGCUGACACCAACCUCCCAAUCAGAGAAAGAGCUGAAAAACUCAAGGGAUGUGAAAAGAGAUCUCUCCAGCAGUUCUGGACUGGGACUUCAGGGCAGUUCAUCCAACAUGAGGACACUGGCCAGCCAAAGUUUUAACACAUCAGAUUCCACCAUGCUCACUCCUCCAUCUAGCCCUCCUCCACCACCACCUCAAAAUGAAGAGCCAGCAACACUGAGAAGAAAAAGGCACCAGGCAAUUUGGCAGAAAGAGGAAGAGUCUGUGCAAACACCUCACAUAGUACCAGCAAAUGAAAGAAUCCGACCCACCAGAAAUUCAUCUCAGCCACCCAGAGAAGAGGUGAGGAAGUCAUUUGUUGAGAGUGUAGAUGAAAUACCAUUUGCUGAUGAUGUAGAGGACACUUACGAUGAGAGAACAGAGGAUACAAGCCUUAAUGAAAAAUAUUUCACUCCACCUAGCAAGCCAAGACCUGAGAAGCCUCUUCAUCUGCAUUUGGUUAAGGAAAAUGGUAGGCCAUCAUCAGUUGAAGGGGGAAAGAGAGGCCUUCCUCAAGUCUCUGCAGAAGCUAAGGAGUUAGCUGAGGAGAGAAUGAGGGCCAGGGAGAAGUCUAUCAAAAGCCAGGUCUUACGGGAUGCUGUGGCUAAGCAGCUCAGCAGGAUGAAAGAUCUGGAGAUGACCAGCAGUGCUGGUGCUGCAAAACCUCGCAAAGCAUCUACAGUACCCUCAAAGACCAAAGAGCUUUCUUUAGACACCCCAAAGCUUCUGGCUGUGAAAGCCAGUGAAGGCCCUAUUCUAAAGCACGAAGCUAGUAGUGAGAGGUUCUUCUCACCAUUAACAGACAUUGGUAGGCAAGAUGGGUCCAUCACAUCUUCAGAAAGCUCCAGCGGGAAGAGUAAAAAAAGGACUUCUCUCUUCUCUCCCCGUAAGAACAAAAAGGAGAAGAAGUCAAAGAAUGAAAACAAGCUAUCUGACAAAUCCAGCAGUGCAGCUGAGGAAGCCACAAAGCCCAAAUCCCUUUGGAAGUCUGUCUUCUCCAGUUACAAGAAAGACAAGAAGAAAAAGGCAGAUGACAAAUCUUGCCCUAGUACACCUUCCAGUGGGGCCACAGUAGAUUCUGGGAAACAUAAGGCAUCUCCACUGGUUAGAGCAGCAGAUUUGCAACUGCGUCAACACUUAAGCUUCUCUGAGGAUUCUGAUCUCUCCAACGAAGAUGUCUUGGAACGUUCCUCACAGAGAUCUAAAAGGGAGUCGAUUUACGUUCCACACGCCUUGGCAUUCAAGAGAUCAUAUGCAUCAAAGAAAGCAUACACGGAGGAGGAACUCAAUGCCAAGCUGACCAGGCGAGUACAGAAAGCUGCUCGCCGUCAAGCCAAACAAGAAGAGCUGAAGAGGUUACACAGGGCCCAGAUCAUCCAAAGACAAUUGGAACAGGUUGAAGAGAAGCAAAGGCAGCUGGAGGAGAGGGGAGUUGCUGUGGAAAAAGCCCUCCGGGGUGAAGCAGACUAUUGGGGAGAGUCUUAUUACAGUGACCUCAUCGACUUGCAUCUGGGUGUUGAGCCCAAUGCCGGGACACCACGCCGUAGACCUCUCUCCUUCUGCCCUUGCUGUACCCACGAAGGCAUGGGGAAGAAGGAUGACCCUAAGCUGAUGCAGGAGUGGUUCAAGCUGGUGCAGGAAAAGAACGCCUUGGUGCGCUAUGAAUCAGAGCUGAUGAUAUUCGCACGCGAGUUGGAACUAGAGGACAGGCAGAGCCGGCUACAGCAAGAGCUCCGAGAGAGGAUGGCAGUGGAAGAUCAGCUAAAGACAGAUGAAGAACUCUCAGAGGAGAAGAGGAUCUUGAAUGAAAUGCUAGAGGUGGUGGAGCAGAGAGAUUCUCUUGUGGCCCUCCUUGAAGAACAGCGCCUUCGAGAGAAGGAGGAAGACAAGGAUCUAGAGGCUGUUAUGCUGUCCAAAGGAUUCAACUUAAACUGGUCCUGAGUGUAUCACCAUGCCUGGUUGCUGAUCUGCAUUGUCCAGUUGGCACAUGCCAAGUUAGAUGGAGCUGCCUGGUUGGAGGAAACAACUUGGAGCAGGAACCAUACCAGGAAUCUUGCAGCAGCUAAGUGCUUGAGCCAGGAGCUUCUUGCUAAAAGGGUUGGUUGUAAGGAUCCAGAGUCCUGUGUGAGGCUACAGAGCCAAGAAUGAAGUAGUGACCUGAGAUUGCGUGCCUUCCUUGGGGACCUGUGCAAGAGGUCAAUAAGGUUUUUUGUGAUCUCUGAGAGAGACUAAAAAUGAAAUGAAAAUAUUUUGUGUGGUGAUGUUGUUGUUUUUAAAAAAGAACUUUAACCAAUUUAGGUGGGCCAUAGCUUGUUCAUUUCACAUUUACCCAAUUCAUGGGGUUAAUGGAUUUGUUUGUUUAAAUAACAAAGGAAAUGGGUGUCUAAUACCUUCUGAAAAAUCACCUUGCAGCAGCCUUUGGAAGAGCAAACCACUCACUACAACAAAGCACACUGUGUAUAUGCUCUUCUCACCAAAGAAAUCUGAAGCUGCCACUGUUGUCUAAGUAUGGAGAGACAUCCAUAUCUGAACAUGGAUGAGGAACUUGGAAUGCUAAGAACUUGAAACCCGGCUUCUUGUGAUUUCUGCAAAAGACAAGGGACAGAGGCAGACUUGUUUCCUUACCUGCAGCCUCCACAAGUUGCUAUUGUUCUGAGCAGCUCCAGCAUGCAAACUAUUUCCUCUUGGCCAUGAAGUGCUCUGGACUGAAAGACGCUGUUUCCCCUUUUCUGUUGACCUUUGACUGCUCCGUUGUGAACUUGAUGACCAUUUAGACACUGGAAAGUGCUAAUUAUCAAAAGAUGGGUUCAUUAUGAAGCAUUUUGAGGGCUCUCAUGGGCGACAGUCCCCCAGCUUCAAACUCUCCAAGAGUGGGCCCAAGGCUGUUCAGUAGGUUUUUGUUUCUUUUUGUUUUCGGGGAUAUUUUCUUUCCUUUUUUUUUUUUUGCACGUCAGAAAUGAAGCAGAAGACCUAUCCUGGCCCUUUAGUCACUUUAGAUCCUUUAAUGUCUAUUAACUUAUUUUUUAAUACUUGAAAGAAAAAUUGGUUUUGUACCUUUUUAAGAAGUGAACAGAUGAGUGUGUGAUAAAUCUGUGUGCCUGCCCUACCUUUCAACCUCUGUGUGUUUAAUGCUUUCCCCUCUUCCCUGUUUCUAUUUAUUAGAGUUAUUAUUAAUGAUAUUACUGUUACACAGUACAUUCGAUCUGCAGAAAAGAUGUUUUUAAGUUCCAGACUGUUGAUUCUGAUUUGGGCUUGUUCUUGUUUCAUGUUUAGGGGGAAGCCUUGGGAAAUAUGUGGGGAGAAUUCCCACACAGUGUUUUCUUGAUAGACACUUGCACCCUCAUGAGGGAAGGUUCAGAGGGACAGAGCAGUGAAAACUGGUUUUAUUUCCUGUACUUCAAAAGCUCUCCCUUUCUUCCAUGAAUAUUGGUAAACCUACAGUUUUAUUUACUGUUGUAAGAUUUUUGUAACUAGAGUGGUGGCAUUGCCACUUCUGCUCAUGUGAAGAGCAAACUACGGUGGCCUGGUAGAGUCCACCACCAAGGGAAGGAUUAACAUCGAUUUCAUUGGUUCUGCCCCCAGACCUGUUUCUUGUUUGUUCAGGAAGGGAAUAGAUGAUUCUUUCCCAGUGUAACAGCAAAAGGGACAUAAAAUAGACUCUCGUCUAUCACCAGCUCUGAGGUUCCAUAAGCACAUCAUGUCCUUCACCAUGUUUCUCAAAGGUGCUGGCCUGCAGCUUGCAGAAUUUUCCAUUUCUAUAUUAAAAAAAAUACUUUGACCCCCAUGGGUUUCAAAUCUUUUUUAUUCAAAGCAAAAGGAGUUACCAGUGCACUGUGUCAGGGAGGUAAAAUGUCAGUCUCUGACCCUAACCCUAAUCCUUUAUGGCAUCUUAAUUUACCAGGCUGAACAGAGAACAGGGUUCUGUUGCUAUAGUUACAUCAAGGGAAACUUCCAGCAAAUUCUGCUCCUCCAGCAUUGCAACAAUAUGAGAAGAUAUUCCUGCUGCUACAGCUGAAAAACCUUUCCAGCAUUUUUUAGCCAGAUGUUGGCUAGUUAGAGCAAGGAUUUCCUUCCUGGUGUUGGCAGCACCUACCUCUGAAAGGGACUGUACCUCUUCUUGUCUUGAAAGAAGCCUUAAUUUCUACUUUUUUAGAAGAAAUUAAUAUGGCUGCUGACUUUUACCUUUAAUCAGUAGAGAGUUUCUUUCCAUGAAAUACUUUCCUUGAUGUUAGACUGUAUGUGUUCAAAAGUAGCAUUCUGGCAGCUGUGUUUUAGACAGUGCAGAGAAAGAAAUUAAUUUUUCCAGGAAACAACCCAGGUAUUGCUUUCAAAGUGUAUAUUCUAUUUGCCAUUUUAGGCUGACAAGCAGCUGUGGCCACCUUAAAUAUCUACUCCAUGUAGGUGAUUGAAGGAGGACAGAACUUCUGCAUCUUUAAUAGUUCUGUAAAACAGGGCAUCUGCAAUGCAGUUGAUCAUGUAACUUUCUUUAAAAAGGCACAGAUGUUCUGUCCUUUGCAUCUGGCUACCACAGAUCAAAGAGCAAUGGCUUAGAUUUCUGCAAGGAUCCCACCCCACCACCCCCAGUUACAGCAACAGAUGACAGACAAAAUCCUACCUCUCUAGGUCAAUUCUAUUUCACCUAACAGACUGGAAACAUUUACAAAUUGUUUAUAUAUU
Molecule: messenger RNA, 9710 nt
Organism: Candoia aspera
Lineage: Eukaryota; Metazoa; Chordata; Lepidosauria; Squamata; Candoiidae
Gene: MICAL3
Product: microtubule associated monooxygenase, calponin and LIM domain containing 3
Exons: 42
Coding region: 219-6974 (2251 amino acids)
Molecular function (GO): protein binding
Source: RefSeq, a predicted model, not a curated record